Messenger RNA from Malus domestica (apple), 1851 nucleotides. Its product is annotated as pentatricopeptide repeat-containing protein At1g63330-like. The record is from RefSeq and is a predicted model, not a curated record. Gene Ontology annotation, molecular function: protein binding. NCBI's taxonomy places the organism in Eukaryota, Viridiplantae, Streptophyta, Magnoliopsida, Rosales, Rosaceae.
AUGUUAGCAAACGAGAUAACCCCCAAUGCGUACACCUAUACCAUGAUCAUCAAGGAACUUGCUUCUUGCUCCCUUAGGGACCCUAAUUUUCCACAUUUCGUUAAGUUUGCAAAGAUGUACUUUGUGGAAAUGUUGGACAAAAGAUUGCAGCCAACUUCUGGCACCUACAUUGCCUUGUUUGAGAAACUUGAUGAGGGCAGAGAUAGAAAGGAGUUUGGAGAGCUGAUUAAAGCUAAAGGGUUUGUGCUUCCUCCAGAUGAUUUUCAUACAGCUGAGAGGGAUCAAGAAAUUCCAUUUAUCACUGAAGGCCUAGUUGAAGCUGCUUUUCGUCAAAGGAAUGUGUUUGAAAGUGCUACCAAAGACACUAAUGAUAAGGAAAUGCAACAAACAUUUGAAAAGAUGCGCACCAAUUGGAUUGUGGAAGAAGCAUGGAGAAUGUAUCAUGGUUUGUUAAAGGACAACCAAGUUGAUCAAGCCAAUGAAUUCUAUAAACAGAACAAGAGGGGAAUAAUUCCCGACGUGGCCAUCCAUACUGUCGUGAUUGAGGCCUACGCCAAUGCUGGGAAGGCUAAUGGUGCUCUCAAGGCUUACAAGCACAUGUUGGCCAAUGGGGUCGACCCCAAUUUGUACACUUACAGUGUACUGAUCAAGGCAUUGUCUGCUGACUCGGAUUUCGUUCUGAUUGCCAGGAAAUACUUUCUUGAGAUGUUGGACAAGAGAAUAAUACCUAAUAGUGAUAUCUAUGAAGCCAUGUCCAAGGGAGCUAAGGCAGAGGACAUGGAGUACAUGGAGUUUGCUGAGGCUGUGCUAGCUAAGAGGAUAAAAGUCUUAAAGGAGAAAGAUGGCAAAGAAGGCGACCCAGAAGACUUGGAAACAAUCUUGCUUAUGUUAGAAUAUGGGAUCCCAAUUAAGGCUGAAUCGUACAAUAUGAUCAUCAAGAUGCACGCCUUCCAUAAUCUUUGCCCCUCUGCUGUUCAGUAUGCCAAGAAGUACUUUCUACAAAUGCUUGAGAAGGGAAUGCAGCCUGAUUCCGGUACCUAUACCCUCGUGAUGGAGGCCAUUGCCUGCCAGUCGGACAGCAAGACGAAGGUGAUAGAGGAGGCCAUAGAGUUUAUGAAGCAAAUUAAAGAUAAGGGUCUUGUGCUUGACAACCCAAGUUAUUUUGAGUUCCACGACCAUCUUGAAGAUGCAGUUGAUACAUUCAGGAUGUUCGAAUAUGCCACCAGAAUCGAUGAUGAGGAGAUGAAAGAAAUCUUCUUAAAGUGGCGCAUCGAUCGAGAGGCAGUCAUGAAAUUUGGAUUUGAUAUGCUCAGUGGUCUGGUGGAUGAUAGCUAUGGGGAUGAGGCCUUUGAGCUUUUUGAGCCGGUCUUUGAGACGGGCAUAUAUCCCUCAUUUGUCAUGCACACAACUAUCAUCCAGGCCUAUGUUGCUGCUGGCAAGAUUAAGGGAGCUUUCGAUGCCUACCUUCACAUGUUAGCGGCUAAGAUCACUCAUAACUUGUACACUUAUAGUGUCCUCAUCAAGGCACUCUCUGCUGAUCCAAACUUGUUUAAGUCUGCCAAGGUUAACUUGCUGGAUAUGAUGAAAAAGAAAAUGCAUCCUAACGCAGGUACCUACACAGCAGUGUUUGAGGGCUUUACUCGGCAGAGGGACAAGGGAGUGGAGAAGGGAAGAGAGUUUUUGAAUCAGAUGAAGGGCAAUGGAUUUGAGCCUGACGAGGGCGCUGUGAGGGAGGUGCUAAGAGGAAGAAAAGGUGAAGUGGUCCAAGAGGUCAUGGAAAUUCUGUUUGACAAAUCUCACCUGCCUUGUGUUUCUUCCUUGACAAACAGGCUUCAGAACAUCAUACAGUGA